CGCAGGCGAUGGGGGAUGGAGCGGGAGGAGGAGGAGGAGGAGGAGGAGGAGGAGGAAGGAGCGGGGGCUGCGGCUGAGGAAGGAGCGGCGGCUGCGGCCGAUGGUGACGAUGAGGAUGAUGAUGAUGAGGAUGAUGAGGAAGGCGUGGCGCGGCGCUUCCUGGCGCUCCAGCGCGCUCUCUCCGAGCGGCUCCGGGCGCUGCCGCCGCCGGGCCCGCCCGUGGCCGUGGUGUACGCGCCGCUCGAGUACGCGUGGGAGCCGCACCGGAGCUUCGUGCGCCGCUUCCUGCGCUCGCCCAAGGCCGUGCUGUUCCUGGGCAUGAACCCGGGCCCCUUCGGCAUGGCGCAGACCGGGGUGGGUACCCCAAAAACCCCAAACAAACACCCCAAAAACCCCAAACACACACCCCAAAAACCUCCGGGCAUGAACCCCGGGGCCGUGCUGUUCCUGGGCAUGAACCCGGGCCCCUUCGGCAUGGCGCAGACCUGGGUGCCGUUCGGCGAGGCGUGGCACGUCCGCGAGUGGCUGCGGGUGUCGGGCCCGGUGCGGCGGCCGCCCCGCGAGCACCCCAAGCGCCCGGUGCUGGGGCUGCGCUGCCCGCGGGCCGAGGUGAGCGGCGCCCGCUUCUGGGGGCUCAUCCGCAGCCUCUGCCCCGACCCCCGCGCCUUCUUCCGCCACUGCUUCGUGCACAACCUCUGCCCGCUGCUCUUCCUCGCCGCCUCGGGCCGCAACGUGGCGCCGCCGGAGCUGCGGGCGGCGGAGCGGGAGCGGCUGCUGGCGCCGUGCGGGGCCGCGCUCGCCGCCGCCGUGCGGGCGCUGCGGGUGCGCCUCGUGGUGGCGCUGGGCCGCGUGGCCGAGCUGCGGGCGCGCCGGGCGCUGCGGGACGCGGGCAUCGCCGUGCCCGUGGCCUGGAUCCCGCACCCGUCCCCGCGCAACCCCCGCGCCAACCGCGGCUGGGAGGGCGAGGCGCGGGAGAGGCUGCGGGAGCUGGGGGUGCUGCGGCUCCUGGGGGUGCGGGACGGCGGGGAUGGAGGGAUGGACCUGUUGGGGACCGGGGAAAAUGGGGCUGGGGCAUCCCUGGACCAGUUUGGGACUGGGGAAAAUGGGGCUGGGGCAUCCCUGGACCAGUUUGGGACUGGGGAAAAUGGGGCUGGAGCAUCCCUGGACCAGUUUGACCAGUUGGGAACUGGGGAAAGUGGAGCUGGAGGGGGCCUGGACCAGUUUGGAACUGGGGAAAAUGGGGCUGGGGCAUCCCUGGACCAGUUUGACCAGUUGGGAACUGGGGAAAGUGGAGCUGGAGGGGGCCUGGACCAGUUUGGAACUGGGGAAAGUGGAGCUGGAGCAUCCCUGGACCAGUUUGGGACUGGGGAAAAUGGAGCUGGGGGGUCCCUGGACCAGUGGGGGACUGGGAGAGAGGGGGCUGAGGGGGGACUGGACCAGUUUGGGACUGGGGAAAAGGGAAUUAGGGAGUCCCUGCCCCAGUUUGACCAGUUGGGAACUGGGGGGAAGGGGAUUAGGGGGUCCCUGCCCCAGUUUGACCAGUUUGGGACUGGAGAAAAGGGGAUUAGGGGGUCCCUGCCCCAGUUUGACCAGUUUGAGACUGGAGAAAAGGGGGUUGGGGAGGGCCUGGACCAGUUGGGAGCUGGGGGGAUGAGUGUCGGUGGGGCCCUGCCUCAGUUUCACCAGUUUGGAACCGGGGGGAAGGGGAUUAGGAGGUCCCUGGACCAGUUUAGGACUGGGAAAAAGGGGGUUCGGGGGUCCCUGCCCCAGUUUGGGAACUGGGGAGAAGGGGAUUGAUGGGGCCCUGCCUCAGUUUCCCCGCUCAGAGCAGGGUUUAGGGCAACACUACAGGGCAGAGGGUGAACCCCUGCCUCAGUUUCCCCGCUCGGGGGUGGUGCUUAGGGGGCGGGGGAUGGGCCCUGCCUCAGUUUCCCUUUAGGAAAAAGGGGGGGGGGGGGGGGCUCGUGGGUCCUUUUCCUGUGCAAUUCUGGAAUUAAUAAAGGCGAGAAUUGGUAAAAGAAAGCAAGGAAAGAGUCAUUGUGGAGAACCAACCAACUUCCUUCCUUCCUUCCUUCCUUCCUUCCUUCCUUCCUUCCUUCCUUCCUUCCUUCCUUCCUUCCUUCCUUCCUUCCUUCCUUCCUUCCUUCCUUCCUUCCUUCCUUCCUUCCUUCCUUCCUUCCUUCCUUCCUUCCUUCCUUCCCAAAAAUCCCCCCCCCCAAAUCCCAAUUUUUAGUAGUUUUUGGUAAAAAGGUUAAAACAUGAAAAUGCCGAGGUAAAAACGUGGAAGAUGCUGAGGUAAAAACAUGGAAAAUUAGAAAGUUAAAACAUGGAAAACGCUGAGGUUAAAACGUGGAAAAUGCUUGGAAAAAGUUAAAACGUGGAAAAUGCUUGGAAAAGGUUAAAACAUGGAAAAUGUUAAGGUUAAAACGUGGAAAAUGCUGAGGUUAAAACGUGGAAAAUGAUUGGAAAAGGUUAAAACAUGGGAGAUGCUAAGGUAAACACAUGGGAAAUGCAAAGGUUCAACAUGGAAAACGCUUGGAAACGGUUAAAAUGUGGAAAAUGCUGAGGUUAAAACGUGGAAAACGAUUGGAAACGGUUAAAACGUGGAAAAUGCUGAGGUUAAAACGUGGAAAACGAUUGGAAACGGUUAAAACGUGGAAAAUGCUGAGGUUAAAACGUGGAAAACGAUUGGAAACGGUUAAAACUGACAGGCGGGAAACGUGUAACCUCUAAAGUGCGCUGAACUUCAACAAUGUAACAAACUUGUAACAAACUUGUAACAAACCUGUAACAAACUUGUAACAAAUUUGUAACAAACUUGUAACUGUGUUUGACAAACGGAAAGUUAACUGUCUCUAA
Melospiza melodia melodia is the source of this 2859-nucleotide messenger RNA. RefSeq names its product single-strand-selective monofunctional uracil-DNA glycosylase 1 (gene SMUG1). NCBI's taxonomy places the organism in Eukaryota, Metazoa, Chordata, Aves, Passeriformes, Passerellidae. Gene Ontology annotation, biological process: base-excision repair. The transcript has 2 exons. The coding region runs from base 16 to 1797 and encodes 593 amino acids. The record is from RefSeq and is a predicted model, not a curated record. Gene Ontology annotation, molecular function: single-strand selective uracil DNA N-glycosylase activity; oxidized pyrimidine nucleobase lesion DNA N-glycosylase activity.